UAUUAGGAAAUUAACUUCCGUUCUUGUCGUCGACACGGUGGAUCGGCAAUAUUAAGAGCCAGUUCCAAGUAUGACAUCGACUCGCGUACUUCGCGCUUGCAAACUCACUCUCAUUUUCUCCCAGUCAUUCAUUAUCGACUCAAAGUCCUCCCACUUAUUUCUUCUUGAGCUUCAACCACCCAAUUUUUGAAAACCAAAAAACAAGUCAAUCAAUCGACGAUCGCAAGAGGUGUUAUAAUUCAAUAUAAAUACUAAUAAAAAUUUUUUUUAAUCAACACAUUAUGCAACAGUGUUAGAUUUAAACAGUGCAGAUUUAUGAAGUGCAGAUUUAUGAAGGCCGUGAAGAGAUUUAUAUAAUAAUUUUAUCAUUUUUAUAAUGACUUAAUCAGAGGAAAAUUUUUUUCCAAAAAUACAAACGUUGAUUUGUUUUUAUUUUUCUUUUUUUUUGUUAAAUAAAUUUGUUAAAAAAAACAAAAAAAUAAAAAUGCUGCUGAUUGGAAGCUUCUUUCGGCGAAUCACCAAGGACUUACGUCAAAAAGAAUUACUACCAUUGAAGCUUAUAUUUUUUGUCCAAGCGUCAACGCUGUACGUGCUCUAUCCUUAUCUGACGAUACACAUGAGAGAACUCGGAAUAAAUGUCGAAGAAACGGCAAUUAUGAGCGCGGUAACUCCGUUCAUAGCAAUUGUGAUGCCACCGGUCGCUGGAGUCGUCGCAGAUCGAAUAGGAAAUUUCAAGAUAAUGCUGUCGUUCUUCUCUUCACUGGGAGGCGCAGCCGCGCUUCUACUGCUGCUAGUUCCAGUCGGGAGAGUCACUGUUAAGUAUCCAGACCAACUAGUAAUGGAUUUAGGCUGCUCUAGAAAUGAUAGUAAUAUAAUAAUUACGAUUAAUCAAAUGAAUCAUCAUUGUGAUAAUCGUGUUAAUCCUGAUAUAAUGGCGAGAGUACAGAGCUGCGGUUACAUUUGCCACGUUGACUUGCACAAUCAGACUCAUCUCGACAAUAUUUUGACGGCUAAGGCUUAUUCCGUCGAGUUCUUCUAUGACAACUACAAUAACGAGACCUCCUCUCACCGCGUUCAUUAUAAAAGGCCUUUCAAUGAUUACAAUCAGACUGAAAUGACACAAAGUGAAAUAAUGGAACACCGUACAUUUAGAAACAAUGAGUAUUACAACUCGUGCAUACGGCAAUUAUCACGUAGCACGGUAUUCUUUCCCACCGAUAAUCAUUUGGAAUUCACCUGUCGCACCUCAAACCACCUAGAAACAGAAACAAACACCACUACUGACAGAACUGUCUGUAACUUUAAGCAAUCUCCCACGGAAAUAUCUCCAGACCCCCAUGACCGAGGCUUUAACGGGAAAGCCCGAGUGCUCGCGGACUCUGAUUUGGACGUUCUGGAGAAAAGAAAGAGGCUGAUUUUGGAGAAAUUGAGCAGCGGCUCGGAAUGGAAUCUUGCGAAAUGCGAAUCUGCUAAUCGACCUUACAGGGUUUCUGCCCAGGUGUUUGUCGACGGGGAUUCUAAUUUUCAUAAUAAUUUGAAUUUCAAAGGGUGCAGCGAACGGUGCAUUGUUACCGCGCCGAGAAAGGAUAUUUGCUCUAACAAAGACACUGUUAUUGAGUACAAUGUUCAAUUGACGUUUUGGUUCUAUUUGGCGAUUCGUGUUUUUAUAAGUAUAAUCGGCGGUACAGCAUUUGCGAUGUUCGAAGGUGCAGUUAUCGCAAUAUUACGUGAGCAAAAUGCUGAUUAUGGGCUGCAAAGAAUUUAUGGGAGUAUUGGUGGUAUGAUAUCAUCACCAUUAUCAGGAAUGCUAAUUGACUAUGCCAGCUCCGGCAAAGAGUACACCGACUUUAGACCGGCGUUUUAUCUCUACGCGGGUCUCAAAGUGGUAACGGGUGGGCUGAUGCUCGCCAUUAACCUCGAAUUCAAGUCACCGGCCCACAAUGUUUUGAGCGACGUCAUCACUGUAUUGAAAAACGUCGAGAUAGUAGCUCUUUUGCUGGCCUGCUUCAUGCUAGGAACGGCAUGGGGUUACGUAGAGUCUUUCCUCUUCUGGUUUCUCCAAGAUCUAGGAGGUUCAAGGUCACUGAUGGGCAUCACAAUAACUGUUGGAGGAAUAGCCGGGAUUCCACUGCUAGUUUUAUCUGGCCCGAUUAUCAAAAGAAUUGGUCACGCAAAUGUAUUGUUCAUCGGUUUUAUUUUCCAUGCAAUUCGCUUACUCGGUUAUUCAUUAAUUUGGAACCCUUGGCACAGUUUGAUUUUUGAAGCGCUGGAAUCGGUAACAACAUCUCUAAGUUUCACCGCGGUUGUUACGUACGCGGCCAAACUGUCAACGACAACAACUGACUCAUCAAUCCAAGGUCUACUUGGUGGGCUUUAUUACGGCGUCGGAAAAGGCGCGGGUAGUCUAAUGGGUGGAUUUAUAAUGAAAGCAGUAGGAACACGUCCAACUUAUCAAAUCUUCGCGGUGGUAUCAUUAGUAAGCGGGCUGAUAUACUUCAUCUUCAAUAUGUGUUAUCUUCGCAAGCGGCCGCAAGUCGAGGGUAAUGACAUCGUCAAGAAAGACCCAAAAAAGUCCGUCGAAAACGGGCUGGCCAUUACAGAAAAGGGAAAAAAUGACAACAUCAAUAUUAAGUACUCGAAAAACAAGGCCAGCGAAAAUGGAGGCUUCAACAAGGAAGAAAUAAAUUUAAAUUUAAAUAAUAAUUCUAAUUCAAAGACGAUUGACUCUAAGAAUAAGAAUAAGAAGAAGAAUAAGAAUAAGACUGCCGAAGCGGGAGAAGCGCAGGAGAACGUCGACAUUAUCAAGCCCCUGCCGGAAGAGAAGCCUAAGAUUAAGAAGAAGAACAAGCCGAAGAAUAACAAUGAGAUUAAUCUGAAUAAGAUUGCUACUGAAGAGGGAUUAACGAAUCCCGGGUUCGAGAAUGAUUAUUACGGUGAUAACAGUCAGUGCAGUGUUACUGUCGAAAAAGUACCGGAAGAAGAAAACAAGUGAAGAAAUAUUGUACAAUAAAAGUUUUGAAUUGUUACGCUGA
Messenger RNA from Cotesia glomerata, 3032 nucleotides. RefSeq lists its product as uncharacterized. The coding region runs from base 485 to 2992 and encodes 835 amino acids. The record is from RefSeq and is a predicted model, not a curated record. The transcript has 10 exons. Gene Ontology annotation, cellular component: membrane. Lineage: Eukaryota; Metazoa; Arthropoda; Insecta; Hymenoptera; Braconidae.